Messenger RNA from Chenopodium quinoa (quinoa), 1370 nucleotides. RefSeq lists its product as uncharacterized. The coding region runs from base 376 to 930 and encodes 184 amino acids. The record is from RefSeq and is a predicted model, not a curated record. The transcript has 4 exons. NCBI's taxonomy places the organism in Eukaryota, Viridiplantae, Streptophyta, Magnoliopsida, Caryophyllales, Amaranthaceae.
AAAUGUAAACUCGCCAAACAAUGGUGGCCCCUCGUUCACGAUAGAUCCCCAUAUUCUAAGCUACUCAUUCGCUAAACAAAGUCAGAAAACAAUCAAAAACAAACCAGAAAACAAAAAUAAAAAAUUAGAAAACAAAAUUUUCAACCCCAAAGUUGACUUUAUUACCAAUAAACUCCCACUUCUUUAUAAACCUAAUCACAAUAUCCCAAGUUCCUAAUCCCCCCCAAAAAAAUUAAAAAAUAAAAAACCCAACCAUAUUAUUAUUCCCUCCAUAUAAAAGGCAGUGUCCCUCAAACUGUAGGACUAUCACUUAAAAUUUCUCUCUCAUCAAAAUAUUUCUGGAAUUCUCUACUCUUAAUUUCUCUCUCUAGAAAAAUGGAUGAAUCGAAGAUAAGAGGGAGUCAAAUUCCGGCGUUUGGGAACUGGGAGCAUGUAAACGAUUUACCCAUAACUCAGUAUUUUGAAUGUGCACGUCAAGCGGGGUUAAUCCGGUACAGCUCAUCCUCAGGAGAAUGCUGUGAUAAUCAUCAUAAUCAUAAUCAUAAUCAAAAUCAGCAUCCUAAUGAUGAUUUAUACACCGUUGAUUUCAUCAAACCUCGUCCUAAACAGGGGAAGGGGAGAGAAAAGAGAGCAGGAAAUAAUGCACAUGUUAAGGAAGGAAAUAGGAAGCAAGCAGGGAAGGUGUUUGACGUUACUGUAACGGAGAUCCCUUCAUCAGAAGCAGGAGUCAAACGUCAACCUCGUCAAGCUGUAACAGCCGUUAAGAAGAAGCAACAGCAGUACCAAUACGACGCCGGAUCAGCCGCCCCGCCUCGUAGAGCUCCCAAAGCUGUUGAUGAAGAUCUCUAUAAGAUCUCUCCGGAGCUCCUUAAGCGAAAGAGAAGACUAGGAUUUAUUUCAAGAUGCUUGGUUCCCCCUUGUGCAGUCUAAUGCAAGUGACAUAAAACCGAAGAAAAUCAAAACGAGUAUUUUGUAGAAGCUUCCCUUGUAUGCAAAGAUUAGAAUUCCGGUUUUCGGCUGGUCGAUGUAAUAUAUACAAUCUAUAUACUGGUAGCCUUUUGAAUUGUAGUAAAGCUAUACUAUGAACAUUUAGAGCUUAGUCAAGAGAUAAGCUUGAUUGUCUAUAUUUACAUCCUUAUAUUGUCAUAUUUUGGUAGUGUACCACUUUGAACGAGAAGUUGGGGUGUCAAAGUUUUCAAAGGUAGGCCAAAAUGUUGAAAAUAUUAGUGUUAGCCAUUGACUACGUACCAUGAUUAUUAAGGUGCGCCAUUUGAAAAUUUGUCGUACUUAGAGAAGAAUUUUCAUGCUUGUACUAUUGGUCUUUUCAUGGAAUCUACGAUGCAACAGAAAAAUUUCUUACAAGUACUUUA